AUGCGCCAGGAGUUGGGGGGAGGGGAGAGGAUGGGUGAAGAAGACAGCGAGGGACGAGGGAGGGUGUCGGUGGAGGCGGCGGUCAGUGCAGGGAGGCCAAGCCGGCACCAGCCCCUCACUGGGCUGGGCGUCUGCUCUGUGGCCAGACCAAGAGACGGGGCCCGAGCCCCACUGGCUCUUGGGAGGCCGAAUCACCAGGGACCCAUCCAGGAAGCUGCCCAGCUGCUGCCCAGGCACACAGGCCUGGCUUCCCCGGAAAUCUCGGGCCCUGGCCACCUACAGCCGGGUCAACUGGGCUCAUGUUCAGCUGGGGCCCAAGCCCAGCAGAGCUCGGGAGCCCCUCGGCCCAGGUGGCCUCAGGGAAGGGUGGGGGCGCGGAGUCUGGACACCCUGUGGCCCCAUCUCAUCCAGACGUCACCAGGAAGCCGCCUUCAUCGUCGACGCCGCUGUUUCCCGCGGACCCGGGACCGAAUGCUUUGCUAA
This is a messenger RNA of Rangifer tarandus platyrhynchus (Svalbard reindeer), 483 nucleotides long. The record is from the annotation of a GenBank genome assembly. Lineage: Eukaryota; Metazoa; Chordata; Mammalia; Artiodactyla; Cervidae.